CGUUAGAUACGUCACCCGCCAUUUACGCGUAGCACAAUAAAAACUCCGUAUCCAUUCUCUAUGUAUCGCGAGUUGACUGUUCUUUUUUGGUGUUACGUUUAAUUCAAAUAUGGAAUUACUUUAGACUUGAGUGGUGAUUGUGAUCAUAAUUUCUGGAUUUUGUUACCGUUGUUUUGUUUGGGCGCGAGAUUGAAAAGAGUUUUAUUACUGAAGUAUUCAUACGAAAAUCAAGGAAAUGAGGAAAGCUUCACUCGAGCUUUCAGAAACAUGCCCCAUCGAGACAAACUGACAUGGCGGCAGACAAAAGCUACUCCCGAAAUAAACAGCUUUUAAAGUUGCGGGCGCGCAUCCCGAGUGCGAGAUUUAAUUUUAGAACGGUGGCGGGAGGGAAACGGAUAUGGACGUCGGAUGCCGGGAUACGGAUCCUGCUUUUUAUUGUCUGCGCUGUCGGUUGUCAUGGUUACCAGGAACAGAGAUUCGCCAUGGAACCGCAAGAUCAGAGUGCGAUAGUGGGAUCGCGAGUCACUCUGCCCUGUCGAGUGGAGAACAAGGCUGGGGCGCUUCAGUGGACGAAAGACGACUUCGGGCUCGGCACACACCGGAACCUGAGCGGUUAUGACAGAUACUCCAUGAUCGGAAGCGACGAGGAAGGAGAUUUCUCCCUCGAUAUACGAGACGUUACUUUAGAAGAUGACGGAAGGUACCAAUGCCAAGUUAGUGGCGGGCUGAAUGGAGAGCCGGCGAUCCGAUCGCGGUACGCAAAACUGACAGUCCUAGUAGCUCCUGAUCCUCCGAGGAUAAUUCAAGGUGCCUUCGUAGAAGCAACGGAAGGUCAAUCUCUUGAUAUCGAAUGCGAAUCCGUGGGUGGAAAACCGGCUGCCGAGAUAACUUGGCUGGACGGCAGCCAAGCUGUGGUGAAGAAGAACGUGAAGAGUAAAUUGGAGUUGAUGGCAGAUGGACAAAGAUACAAAACAAGGUCGGUUUUGCGGUUGAACCCGAGCAAGGCGUACCACAACCAGACAUUCACCUGCCAAGCCCAGAACACAGCUGACAGAGCGCCGAGGAUGGCUACGAUACAUUUUGAGGUGAAAUACGUCCCGAAAGUGAAUAUAUCGUUCAGGUCUGGAGUGAUCGACGGUAAGAUACCGGAAGGUAAUGAAGCAAGGAUACGGUGCAGUUCCGAAUCGAAUCCUCCCCCUCGGUCCCACAGAUGGUACAUCAACAACAACCCGGUCAUAGGAGACUACACUGACGAGAUGAUUAUUUUCAACGUCACAAGGAAACAUAACAAGGCUGAAGUGAGAUGCGAAAUCAGCAAUACUGUGGGCACGAGCUCGGCAAAAGUUACACUGAACGUUGCAUAUCCUCCAAUUUUCCGCAAUCAUCUGCAUGACGUCGAGGCGGAUAUCGGCUCGGUUGUGACCCUUAGCUGUGACGUUGAUGGGCAGCCGAAGCCGGCGAUCAGGUGGCUUCUGAAUGAGCCUGGCAGGAUCGGGCAGGUUAAAGGAAAAUCCCCGAACUUGGAGAUAGUUGUGAACAAAGAGACGGCAGGAAAGUAUAUCUGCAAAGCGAGUGUCACCGGAUACCCAGAAAUCGAGAGUGAAGCUACUGUUUUUAUUAAAGGAGCUCCAAAGAUAAUUUCGAAUAGGACUCAGAUAGGCGCGGAAGGGGAGACGGUUACAGUUGAAUGCCUGACAGAGUCUGUUCCCAAGCCAGACUUCAUCAAAUGGUUCUUCGAAGGUCGGGAGAUCAGUGUGAUACAGGAUCCGAAUUACGCGAUACUGCAAGAAUCAUUGCCCGAUGGACUAGUUAAAUCUAGUUUGGUGAUCAAGGCUAGCCAGUCAAAGCAUUUUGGACUUUACAACUGCAGCGUUACGAACGAAUACGGUAACGCAAACGCGCCGAUAAUGUUGAAGCCUUUAAAGACCCUUCCACUGUACAUAAUCCUCAUCGGGGUUACGACCGGCAUCGUCGUCUUCUCCUCCUUCAUAAUUCUCCUCGUGGUCUGCCACAGGAGAAGAAGGAAGAAGAGUCAAAUGAACGAGAAGCCGGACGUGACCGUCGCGACCGGAGACGCGUACAAAGAGAGCGACAGGAGCUCUAACAUCAGCGACCUGAAGCUUCAGUUGCCGCAGAGCGACGCCAGCUACGACCUGGAUUACACGAGCUCUGAUCGCUCGGACACCAAGGCGCCGGUAGGGCUUCCCCUGGCUGGUCCGGUACCUCUACCUAACAUCAGACUAGACGACUUCAAUUACAACAAUGACUAUACUGACCCCGCUUACCACGACUAUGGUUAUAAGACUCCAGCCGGGUUCGUGUACGACUACCCACACGGCUACUCGCCCCCGGCGCACCUGCACGUGCAUUCCCCCCCGCCGCACGCCAGGUCACAACAGGGAUCUUUGACGCGCAGUAUAGAUACGGCGUCGACUCUUCCAUUGUCAAACAGCAAUGGAUCGCAAAAUAAUACCUUGCAACGAACGAACAAGCCCGAAGAAAGCGACGCCAUCAACAAUUUGGGUCUACCUUCUGGUGGAGAGGCAGGUCCACAAACGCCAAUCUAUGCGCAACCGAACCCUAGACCGCAGACUGCAGUCGACCCGCGGUACUCGGCUACCUACGGAAAUCCAUACUUAAGGAAUAGUUCAAUAGGUUACGGGAACCAGGUGCACACGGCGAAGCCCGCGGCCACGCCCGCACCGCCGCCAUAUUCCGCCGUCAGGAAUUCCGCACCGACAGGUAAUGGCGGUCCCGCCCAGGCCACCCACGUGUAGGCGGAACGCUGCUCCCGGGAAAUACAAAUAUAUAAAGAAAAAAAUGGGAAUAUAAACAUGGCGGACAACGUCAAGGGACACCAACGAAUCUUCGUACAGUGAAGAAUCGUGCUCGUGAAUUAUAAAUAUUCUCGUCAGUGAAUUCCCUUGGUCCAGCGGCUUCGCUAAGUAACGCCACUGGAGAUGCCCUAACGCCUCAAGUCAGUUGCUGACCCUGGGCCACAUGUCCCUUCAGGUCCGCAGCGGUGGACCGGCGGACGAUGUCUUGACCCAGACACGCUCCAUUGAAUCACUUCGAAAGACUUGAUGUAUUAAAAAUAAAUUUCUGUUUAAGACCUGUUUAUUUUAAUUGUGAGAAUUAAAAACGACGAAAAACAACAUUGUGUUAAAAUCAUUUUUAAUCACUGCUAUACUUCUAUAGCUAUACGUCGCUAUAUCUCCGCGGCUGCAGUGGACUGCUGACGCAAUCCUUGUUUUCGAUACAAUGCGAGGCGGCAAUGUAUAUUUGUUUCUAGUUAAUUAAUGUUUUAUUUGUGAGACAUUCGAGAUACGGCAGACGCUUUUGCUCAAUAAUACAUAUAAUCAAGCGACAAAGGUCAUAUCGAGUCGUAAAAGGCAAUUUGGUUUAAGCAAUAUUUUGGCGACUUUACUGAAGCUAGGAUGUUUAAUUGGAAAAAAUUAUCACAGGAAAAAAACUUCAUCAGCUAUUUCAAUGGUAAACUUAAUUGAAGUUUAAUUAAAAACAU
Bombyx mandarina (wild silkworm) is the source of this 3523-nucleotide messenger RNA. Its product is annotated as irregular chiasm C-roughest protein. Gene Ontology annotation, biological process: cell-cell adhesion. The record is from RefSeq and is a predicted model, not a curated record. NCBI's taxonomy places the organism in Eukaryota, Metazoa, Arthropoda, Insecta, Lepidoptera, Bombycidae. Gene Ontology annotation, cellular component: plasma membrane; cell-cell junction. Gene Ontology annotation, molecular function: cell adhesion molecule binding.